This is a messenger RNA of Phytophthora sojae, 1488 nucleotides long. RefSeq lists its product as hypothetical. Gene Ontology annotation, cellular component: membrane. The coding region runs from base 1 to 1488 and encodes 495 amino acids. The record is from RefSeq and is a predicted model, not a curated record. Lineage: Eukaryota; Oomycota; Peronosporomycetes; Peronosporales; Peronosporaceae. The transcript is spliced from 2 exons.
AUGGUAGCUCUACUAAACUACUGGGUCGUAGGGGAAGCGGACGCAGGCUGUAUAAUCAUUGAAAAGUGGACGACGGUAGCUCUCCUGAAGGAUGCGAUCAAGGCCAAGCACCCUAUUGGCAUCCAAUGUGACGCCGCGGAUCUACAGCUCUUCCUGGCCAAGACGACGGAAGGCUCGUGGCAGACGGUGAACGGCGUCGUUAGUGGUGUGAGCGAUACUUCUGGCAUGAUAAAGUUGAAAAUUGGGUCGGUGCCGCUCCGCGCCUACGGCUUGUCAGAGAAGGACAUGCAGGUCGAAGUAUCGGAUGCAGAACUUGUGGCGGGCAACGGCCCCGUGCACGUGCUGGUGAAGAUGCCACAACAACCUCAGCCAACUUUAACGCAGCCGCUAGCUGUCGAGACCCCAAGUUCACUGAAUAGCUACAAGCUCGAGCAAGCUGUAACGCAACUCUGCGCGGCGCACAAGUCAACGUUCAUCGGCGCUAACUUCAAUUACCGAGACGAUGCGUGGCCAAUCGCACUGGCGGAUAACGAGAAGAGCGAGUUUGGAAGGCAAUACAUUCAACGGUGGCCAGAGGCAGUUCUCGCUCCUCAAGGCAUAGGGCGGAUGUCUCCAUCGGUCGUCAACUACAGCGCGGUGGACAGCGUGGACCGGUACGUGGCCCGCCCCAAGUGGCACUUGUGGCUGCGUCUGGCGGCCCUAGGGCUCCUGGUCACGAGCGCCGUGCUGCUGCUGUCUCUGCUGCCCGUGCACGAGUACCUCAUGGCCGUCACGGCGUGGGUGGAGGCGCACCUGGUGCUGGGCACGCUGGCCUUCAUCCUCGUCUUCUGGGUGGCCGUGCCGCUCUGUCUGCCGGCCACGGCGCUGGAGAUGGUGGCCGGCUCGCUCUUCGGCGUGCCCCAUGCGGUGCUGGUCAUCACCGUGGGCAAGACCGGCGGCUCGACGCUGGCGUUCCUGCUGGGGCGCGCCAUGGGCAAGGAGAUGAUCGGCGGCUACCUGCGCACCAAGUUUCCGACCUUCCGCGCCUUCUCCGAGGUGCUCAACAGUCCGAGCUGGAAGCCCGUGCUGCUGUACCAGCUCUCGAGCAUCCCCAACAUCGUCAAGAUCUACAGCUUGGCCAUCACCCACGUGUCCGUGGCGCGCUUCGCCGUGUCCUCGGCCAUUGGCAACGUCCCGCACGCCGUGCUGUGGGCGUACAUUGGUGAGCAGGCGACCGACAUCGCCGCCAUCCUCACGGGCGAAACCAAGAUGACCACCAGUCGCAUGGUCAUGGUCGUCACGGGCGUCUCGCUCACCGUCUUGGCCAUCACGUGCCUCGUGGUGUACACCAAGCGGCAGCUGCGCGAGCUGCAGAAGCGCGAGUGCCGCAGCAGCAGCGAAGAGGGACUGCUGCUGUCCAUCGAGAUCGACGCCUCCACGCCCGCCAGUGCCAAGAGCUCGUCGCAGUGCGUGCGUCCAUCGACGCCCACGCAGCACGUCUGGGCUUGA